Molecule: messenger RNA, 1495 nt
Organism: Eruca vesicaria subsp. sativa (arugula)
Lineage: Eukaryota; Viridiplantae; Streptophyta; Magnoliopsida; Brassicales; Brassicaceae
Source: the annotation of a GenBank genome assembly
AUGGCCAACCAUGAAUGCGUUGAGUGGCAGUUCAGUGGCAGUGAUGCGGCAGAAGAAGCCGCAGCAGCUUCCCUAAGCACUUACACUUCUAAACUCUUCGCUCUAUGCGAUCCUCAGGGAAAGCCUAUCCUGCCCCCACGAAACGCGUCCCCAGAGUCAAGCAAUACCGCCGAGAAGGCAGUUGUAAAAGCUGUCAUCUGCGGCGAUGGAAACGCCUACGCCCCUGGCAUUGGCCUCCCGGUCGCCAAAGAUGCUGUGGCUAAAUAUCUCAACCGAGAUCUUGAUAAUAAGCUAACGGGAGAUGAUGUGUUUAUGACUGUUGGAUGCAAACAAGCGAUCGAGGUCGUGGUAGAUAUCCUGGCUAAACCAAACGCCAACAUCCUGAUUCCUAGACCGGGUUUCCCUGCGGACUACGUCCGCUCUCUCUUCAAGAAACUCGAGGUUCGAAGGUAUGAAGUCAUCCCCGAGAAAGAAUUUGAAAUCGAUCUCGAUAGCGUCAAAGAGAUGGCAGACAAGAACACGUUCGCGAUCUUUAUAAUCAACCCUCAUAAUCCCAAUGGGAACUACUACACUGAGGCUCAUCUUGAGCAGCUUGCUAAGUUGGCUCGGGAACUCGGGAUAAUGGUUGUCUCAGACGAAGUAUAUAGAUGGACCGUGUUUGGAAGUAAACCCUUUGUUCCAAUGGGGAAAUUCUCUUCGAUUGUACCCGUUAUUACACACGGUUCCAUAUCUAAGGGAUGGAGUGUCCCAGGAUGGCGAACCGGCUGGCUCGCACUGCACGAUCUAGACGGUGUCUUUAAAUCCACCAAGAUCUUAAAAGCUGCUAAUGAAUUUUUGGAGAUAAAUUCUAAGCCACCAACUGUUAUCCAGGCAGCUAUUCCCACCAUCUUGGAGAAAACUCCUCAAGAAUUCUUUGAUAGGAGGCAGAGUUUUCUAAAAGAAAAAGUGGAUAUUGCAUAUUCUAAGCUCAAGGAGAUACCUACCCUCACCUGUUACAUGAAACCUGAAGCCUGCACCUUCUUAUGGACCGAGCUGGACCCAUCACAUUUUGUGGACAUUAAAGACGACCAAGACUUCUGCAAUAAGCUUGCUAAGGAAGAAAACCUCGUCGUUUUACCAGGGAUUGCAUUUGGUCAGAAGAACUGGCUAAGGCAUUCUAUUGACAUGGAGGCUCCGACGUUGGAGGAUGCAUUUACAAGACUGAAAAGCUUUUGUGAACGCCAUAACUGAAGCGUAACACCACGACGUCGAUGGUGUCAAUUACUAAAAGGGUUCUUAUGUAAGCCUAAGUCUUUUUAUAUGCUAUAAUAAAUAAUACAUGGGGUGUUUUGCUUUUAUGAAUAAAUCUUGAACACCUUUCGAGUUUGUGGCAGAUUAAAUAAAUGGUUUACUGUAGUAAACAUCAAUCAUGUAAUGUCUUCUCAUCGUUGGGUGCAUCUUUCGAUGUAUGUAUUUCUUUGUAUUUCUAUCAAUAAAUAAAUUUCAGUUAUGUUCA